UUUCCCUCUUCCAGCCCCUGAACCGAGUGCGGCCGCACAUUGCGAGCACCGCGCUUGCUACCGGGGUAUAUAUAAAAGUUGACCGGAAAGGGAGUAACGGUGUUUGUGUGUGUGCACGCGCUUCGCCAAGCGCCGAGUCGUCACUUCUGCGCGAUCCCGGGAGUCGUACCGCAUCCCACCGUCGCACGCCCCCGUAAAUCCACCGCGCCGGUCCCGGAUUAUCUCGCAGCUUCUCCGCCGGCGAGCCAGCAUGAACGCGAAGCUGUUCGUGAUGCUCGGAACGCUCGCCGUGGUGAACGCCGGCGUUCCACUGCUGGGAGGCGAAAGCACGCAGCACAGAGCUCAGGACGAUUAUGGCAACUACCAGUUCAGCUACGACAUCGUCGACCCACUGGGCGCCACCAACGGCCGCUGGGAGGUAGGGGAUGCAUACGGCAACAAGCGCGGAGGCUACACCAUCAACGACAUCGACGGCCGUCAGCGGCGCGUCGAGUACGUGGCCGACGCGUACGGAUUCCGCGUCAUCGUCAACACCAACGAGCCCGGUACGGCGGCCAGCGCGCCGGCCGGCGCCGUCUUCAACUCGCCUUACGUGAACGUAAUACGGGGCCUGGCACUGGCGAAGCCCGUGGUCGCCGCUGCCGCGACGGCUGCCGUGCCGGUGACCCACGCGUACGCGCCGUACGCGCAGCGCGUGCCCAAGGUCGUGCUGCAGGCGCCUGCAGUGCUGGCCGCGCCGCCGCUGGCCGGCCAUUACGGGGGUUACGCACCUUCCUUCCACGGACAGUUCGGACGCCGCAUCGGGGCGGCGCGAAACUUCUACAACUAUUACAAAAAGCGCUGACGCUUCGUGCCCGCGGGCUGCCAGAGGUACGCUUAAAAAGAAUUGGAGCAGUCGGACAAGCAUAUAAAAUAAAUUUGUUACAACGCCCCAUAAAGCAUUGAAAUGAGGGUUCUCGCCUAUUUUGUUCGUUUUUAAUUUACUCGCCUGCGCACCACGUGAACCCCACCUAUAUGGCCUUCCAUUUGUUAUUGGAGUUAAUUCAUUCUUUGCUGCCCUAAAUAUGACUUGAAGAAAGGAGAAAGAAAGAAGCGUACUUCACACGAACGUUACAGAAUGUAAGAGGGGCAGGUUCUGCAAACGUGACGCGGUGUACUUAAGUUAUGAAAAUCCACUCACGUUGUGCAAUACACGCGAUGCGUGAACAAAGCGUUUCGCCGUGAGCUGCGAGAAAGUGUCUGGCGGUGGACUUGUGAAGGUGGGCAUCAGGAACGGAAUUAACAAAGCGCUUCUUCCGUCAGAACUACGUUUCAUUGGUCUCGCGCCUUCACUAAAGUUAUGCUUGCUCCCGUCAGAAUUGGUCGGCUCACUUAUUCACGAACCGUUGUAGCGUACGAAGUCCUCGUUGAAAACGUGUCCGGUUUCGCCAUAUCUGACCUCAGGUUCAAUAAGAUGCCCCCGAAGCGUACAACGGAGCCCUGUCCAAACCGCUAGCGUCUGGGACUUGCAAAAGCUUUCCAUGAAAUCAUUUAUUGUUAACGCGAACUUACUUUCAGGUGUGGGUAAAUAUAGGCAGCUUAGGCAUGUGACUACCCUUUGCAGUCGAUUGCUUGGCAGUGUGCGGUAGCGCUCAAGUACAGCCUGCAUAUGUACUCAAAUAGCACCUAGCGAUUUAUGGUGCUCCAUUGCAUCAGCCGAAACACACACACACACAAAUAUAUAUAUGAUGCUUGCUUAGCAGAAAAUUACAUUUAUGCAGCGAACAUGACGAGGGGAAACGCCGAGCAGCGUAGUGUUUGAGUGGUUGAGUGAGAGUCGCCCCUUAUUGUUCUCACGAGCUGGCCUUGAUUUGCUUAACUUACCGAAGCUACUUCCAAAAACUUUCUCUUUGAAUCACGCAUAUUCCCUGUUUUACGUGUGGUGCCAGUUCAAUCAUUCUUAAGAUCACUGCCCAUAUUGGUUCCAUAGGAGGAGGAAACGUAUCCGUGCUUUAUGUUUUGUGUACUUAAGUUGUCAAUGUGUAUCUGAAAAUGUUGUACCUUCCUGUGUAAGAAUGUUCACCUUCUUUUUCAUAAUCGAGUCAUCGUAUUCCACUUAGCAUCGUGUUUAUUGCUGUUCUAACGCGCAUCUUUAAGAUUGUGUAUCUACUGAGAACUUAGCAUCAUGUAUGUACUGUUACCAUGGAAGCCCUUGUAAAGGUGCAUAAUUUCGCAUUAUCAUGUUGUAGCUUCUAAGCACAACUUGUAGCGCGGUGAUUUAGAUGCUUUGGUUACUAUAACUGAGUAGAAAAGUUACAGACAAUGAAGGAAGUGCGGCGUGUGACUUUUACUGUGCACAAAAAAUGUGAGAAUAUGCACCUUUCGUAAGGGUUACCGUGAUAAGAGGUCAUUGUUAUAUCGCGGUGUAACUGUGACAUCUCCUCUCGUCAACCUUAUGUCCCGUGUUUUGUCAUAAAAUGAAACGGUACAAAACGCCCAAAGUUCCGAAAACUAGUACAAAGUCAGAUGAUCUUAGUACACACUUGUCUUGGCUCCGAACAUCAGCACUGACAUAAUUACUGAAUUUCACUUGAACGUUUCUGUGGUCGAAAGGAUUUCGUAAUCGUAAAUUUUUUCACUACAUUGCAGUUUCUUUUGCCCAUCUUCCCCCCCCCCCCUCCAUAUAUUUUGGUAUUAGUGGGUUCAUUUUACACGUGCAACUGGCGUAUUUCCAUUACUGUCAUUAAAAAUGAGCAGAAGCACGUAAUAUCUUUUAGCAGGUAGUGUGUCGCGCUUUGUUGUGUCAUUAUACGCUGUGCAAAUGAGUGUAUCUGUUGCAGUGCAGAAUUUUCUGCUCUUCUGUUGAGAAAACGGGGAACGUCUGCCAUACAGCAUAAGUAUACACUACGCGAAGGUUGGGGCUUGCUGUGUGUUUGUCGUUUUGUGUUUUGUGUUUUGGCUUUUUACGCGUUUACGCGUUUCUGUCUGUUGGCGCCUUUAGUAUGGCCACUUUGUCUCGUUGAUGCCGAAAAUUUUAUUCUGCUUUGUACUUCUUUUUUUUUAUCUAGUCUGCCGCCCUUGAGAGCGUUAAUUACACCCAGCGCUAUGCAAAUAACCUGCGAUUUUCCUCCUCUUCGACAAGGCGAACAACUUGCGCCUGCGUGAGUGUUUGCAAGUGGCCAAAUGGUGGCAGCAUGUGUCAACCCUACGGCUUCUUUGUUUCCGUCCAUUGCGCUACGUAGGUUCGUUGCAAGUGUGCCACUGUUCACAAUACCGCCGAAAUGUCUGUGUGCAGUGCGUUCCGUACGUGUAUACGUGCAAGUGCUUUCAUUGCAGUAUUGAUUUUUGUGUGCGUGUAUGUGUCAUUGCCUGUUAAUAUCCACACCGAAGGUACCUUGCUUUAUACUUGUUAUCGAACGCCACAUCUUGUCUGCGCCAGCAGCGCCUCCUCUUGACUUAUAUUUUCCUUUAGCUCUUAUUUCUGGUGCAUAUGUUGCUCUUCUGUACAUUAUUUUCUAUUCUGAUCUGUUGAGACUGCUGUUACAGGAGAGUGGAUCACCGUUGAUUGGAAACGCGCACACACACAACGAAAGAGGAACGGGGCACAACAUGCGCUCGUGGUGUCUCAUUCCUCCUUCGUUGUAAGCGUGUUUGCGCUUCCAAUAGACCAUGAAUGCAGCUUUUAGUUUGUGUGGCUCUUUAAUAUUUCGCUACAGGACAAAAUUGCGGGUGACGGAUGUGCUAAAUUAGGAACUGCAUCUCUAUUUCUUGCCUAUAGAAUAUUUGAAAAUAAAGCUCGUGAGCACGCUAGAGAAACAGUUACACUCUUUUUAUUAUAGUGCCACAUACGUAUACAUGUUGAAAAGCAGAACAAGGGAAGGACGUAGCAAUAAAGAAGAGCUUACACAACCCAUAGCGUUGUUGUCUGUUUGCGAAGUGCAAAAUGUCGGAAUAUUAUAUAGACCACGUAAGAAGUGUAGAGCAAAAAGAAGUGUGUCACUAUCGUUUGAGCCGCUCCAUAUUUUUUUUUUUCGCUAUUUUCCAAAGUGCCACUUCACCAACUAUCCCAAUUGAGUCUCGAUCCCGUCGCCAUUGAGGUUGUUUUAAAAGUGGCUUUAAGUUGCUUUUACAGCACAGGCGGAGAUGAAGGCACGAUUUCUUAGGCGACGCACCAUCAGCUGCAGCAGACAUCGGGAUCUACGUGAUAAUCACUAUUGAAUGCUAUAAUUGUCACUAAUUGGCUUUUAUUAGCAAAUUCACGUGGCUCGUUGUGACUUUGUAAUUGGAUUCGGCCGCGACGCAAAGCAUCCCCCAUCUGCUAGAAACCUUGCGGCAAGCUUCAAUUAAGAGAAAUUGCGCCCGCGAAAUGGCCGGCAAAACGCACUGCUGUUUCAGUUAAUCUUCUUCCGAACUGAAUUUUUUCGCUGUGUGCAAAAAUGUUAGCUGAACCACCAGCGUAUUUUGAUCAUAUUAUUCUUUAGAAAGCUGCUGCAAGGCAGGCUACUUCUAGCAAAUUCGUAUAAUUUGCCUUGUAAUGGCGACGUAUACUAUCACACCAUUGAUUGAGAACUUAGUGAAGUUUAACUAAAUGUUCCAUCCAUUAAUUAUUCUAUCCCAUAGAUCCUGGCUGCCACAGCUGCGUUGGAUGGGUAGCCGAAAAUAAUUAAAAGAUGAUACCGUGUCCUAAUCGGUGCUGUGCUCUGUUUAAUACUCACUUAAGGAAUAAAUAUUAACACUCUGGAUCACUGAUGUAGUACAGGUCAGUGAACUGGAUUAAUGUAAAACAGCUUCCUCGACUGUUUUCGACUCUUUCUCCACAGUACAGUUGGGCGUCUUCGAAACUGCCGCAAAGUGACAUAUUGUGAUUUACAUUCUGCGGUGAUCUCUCUAUCUGUUUCACAUUGAGCUUUCUUUCUGUACGCUGUUUUUGUGAUUUGUGCAACGAUGUGAACAGUUCAGCUUCCAUCUCUGUACUCACUCUGCACCUGUCAAAUAAACCAUGGCUUGCAAAGCA
Dermacentor albipictus is the source of this 4993-nucleotide messenger RNA. RefSeq names its product adult-specific rigid cuticular protein 15.7-like. Gene Ontology annotation, cellular component: chitin-based extracellular matrix. Gene Ontology annotation, molecular function: structural constituent of chitin-based larval cuticle. The record is from RefSeq and is a predicted model, not a curated record. NCBI's taxonomy places the organism in Eukaryota, Metazoa, Arthropoda, Arachnida, Ixodida, Ixodidae.